Molecule: messenger RNA, 1053 nt
Organism: Dentiscutata erythropus
Lineage: Eukaryota; Fungi; Glomeromycota; Glomeromycetes; Diversisporales; Gigasporaceae
Source: the annotation of a GenBank genome assembly
AUGCGUCUCUUUGGUGUCACUCGAGAAUCAGUAACAAAUAAUCUUAUGAUGGUAGCAGAAACAGUAGAAUGGGAUUUACGACAUUAUGUAUCUCAUCAUUUUACUCGAUUAACAUGGCAAAACAAAAUAGCAAUUUUAUAUAAUGUUGUUUGUGCUCUUGAAAUUCAAAAAAAUGGUUUAGAACAAUUACAAAAUGAUUAUACUACUGAUUAUAAAACUGUUAAAUCUCAUAUUGAAAUUCCAUUAAAUGAAUUAGGUUUAGGUGAUGCAAAAGAUUUAAUUCCUGUAAUUGGUCAUUAUAGAUAUGAUUUACUUCCUUUUAUCGCUCCUGAAAUUAUUGCUGGUGAAAAAUAUUCUAUUAAAGUUGAUAUUUAUACUUUUGGAAUGUUAAUGUGGGAAUUCUCUUCUAAUAGACCUCCUUUUUAUGAUCAUCCUCAUGAUGCAAAACUUUUUAAUGAUAUUUUUGAAGGUUUAAGACCUAAACAAAGAGAUGAUUGUCCGGAAUGUUAUAGUGAUUUAAUGCAAUUAUGUUGGAGUAAAAAUUCUAAUCAACGUCCUAAUGUAUCUGAUUUAGCUAAAUGUUUUAGUGAUUGGCAUCUUUUGGGUAAAGAUAAAGAUCAAUUUAUUAAUGCUGAACAAAAAAGAAUUAAACGUGUUUUGGCUAAAGGUUUAAAUCCUGAUCCUGGUCGAAUGGUUACUCCUCCAAAAGUUCAUCCUCAAGCUAUUUAUACUAGUAGAUUAUUAAAAUUUCCCGCUCUUCCUAUACCAAAAAAUUCUCAAAAAACUUUACCAAAAAGGUCUAAUUCUUAUACUGAUGGUGAUAAUGGUCGUACUCAAAUGAGUAUAAAGGAUUUGGCUUCGAUUCUUAUUCGUGACGAAAUGGAUCCAGAUGAUUGUGAAAUAUCUGAUAAUAAAGGUGAUAACCUAUCACCUUCAGAAUUAAAUGUAGAUUCAAUAAAUAUUUCUCAGGAUGAUUCUGCUGCUAAUGGUGAGAACGAUUCUUCUAAUGGAAUUACAUGUGCUAGUCCUACUAGUACGGAACAUGUAGAAUAA